AUGCCAAGCAAGUUUUUUGCGGCGCUGACAGGAAAGCAGCUGGAAGAGCAGAUGAGGCUUUCGGGAGUGGAGGUCCUGGUGGUCGAUCCGGAGAUGGACCGAGGGUCCACCGCGAAAAUCUACGGCAGGCUCCGUGAAACUAUUCAUGAAUCUAUCGGAGUAGACUGUGAGGGCCACCAUGGGGAGCUGGGCAAGAAGGGCCCGUUGAUGGUGCAAGUCGCAUCGAAUUCAGUCGUCGUGGUUGAGGUCCGCUCACAGUCCGGGCUCUACUCCCCAGACCUUCGGAAACUGCUGGCGGACGCCAGCAUCCAAAAAGUCUUCUGCCAAGGGAACGCGGACAUCCAGGCCUUAAAGAAGUGCUCCCCGGCCAUGGAGGUUUCGGGCCCCGUUGCCGAUCUGAAGGACAUGACCGACCUUCAUCCCACGCCGGGGCUUGCUGCGUUCCUGAGCCACGGUGAUCCUGAAGAAGCGACUUGGAGCAAGCAGAGCUUCAAAAAGAAAGGCUGGUGGAGGCUUCAGUCCGGCGAGGACAUGCUCGCCGAGCCGGGCUUUGUAUCAUAUGCGGCCGCCGAUGCCUGGGGGACUCUGCUUGCUUAUGGAAUGCUGGUAGCUGCGACACCGGCGACAGCUCCGACGAUGAAGGCGAAACCCAAGAGACGGCGAGGCAAUCGAAAACGCUCUCAGAACCACCGUCCCGACUCGAACAUGCUUCCGACGCCGCAAGCAGCUACUGAGGCAGAGCUGCCUGUUCCCCAAGCUUCCUGGACAUGUUUCAGCGGCUUCUGUCGGAUGGCAGGUUCUUGCUGGGCUUUUGCGUGA
Symbiodinium sp. CCMP2592 is the source of this 819-nucleotide messenger RNA. Lineage: Eukaryota; Dinophyceae; Suessiales; Symbiodiniaceae. The record is from the annotation of a GenBank genome assembly.